AUGCGGUUCGGUGAAGACUCACCUGUGCGGAAUGGUGGCCUACCAAGCCAGGCUAAGCCGCAGCACCCCCUCGCUGGCGGCUUGGCGCUCGAUGCGGCCGCCUCGAGCAGCAGCACGCGCAAGCAUGUGACUGUGCAGGAGAUCGUUGAUCGCGCCGACGCUGAGGCCGACGUGGCGGUGGUCGGCCGCUGCUGCACCACCGUCUUCCUGCCCCUCCUCAUUGUGGUGCUCGUGCUGGGCGUGUUCCUCAGCGUCGUCCUCACGAGCGGCAGCGCGCCGAAGGUGGCGGGUGUGCCGCGUGCGGUUCUCAUCGUCGUGGAGGGCUUCAAGGGCACCACCUUCAACGCGCUGCUGGAGGGGGAGCGGCUGCCGCACAUCCGCCGCAUGCUGCUGGAGCAGCACGGCGUCUAUGCGGCGUGCGCGACGCUUGAGGACGCCCGCUGCGCCCGCGCAGUCCUUGUCGAGGACGACACGACGGGCGAGCCGUUCAUUUCCUCCGGCGCCGGCAUCGCGACGAUUCUCACCGGCGUCACGCCGCGCCGCCACCGCGUGCGCAACGACUCGUGGCAGUCGUACAGCGUCAUGGCGGACACCACAGCGCACUUCCCGACUAUCGCUAUGCGCGUCACGAGCGCCAGGCGACACGUCGUCGCGCUUGGCACCUCGCACAUGCUCAACGCCCUCAACACCGGCAGCGGGCAGUGCAGUGAAGCGGGGCUGCUUGACGCGGAGUGCGAAACACCGGUGGGGCUGCGCGGCAGAGACGCGCAGUCGCAGGCAACCACAGAGGCCGAAAGAGCCGCCGCAGCCUUCACGAGAACAGGAGACGAUGCGUCGUCCUUGAUGAGUUGCCUGCACCAGCGCUCAUGUAACCUCUUUAAGCGUGUGCUGACACUCGCCAAUGGCCGUGACGGCAAGGAGGAACAGCAGUUCACGAAAUACCUUAGUGAUGUUUUAGGCGGUCUCGUCAAUGAGGAACAUGAGAGCGCGAGCAGCACAGCAGCUGAUGGGAGUCUCUUCAUCUUCCACUUUAACACACUGGCACGCCGCGCAGGGGACGCUGGCUUGCCCGACUUCACGUACGCCGCGGACUCGCUAGAGUACACUGCGCAGGCCUUCCUGUUAGACAGUCUCAUUGGACAAGUGCUUGCCAUCGUGCGGGACCGGGCGCGCUCACACAAAGAGAACUGGCUCGUUGUCGGCACAAGCGACCACGGCGGUGUUGGCAAAUCGUUUGGCCGCAACGGUGACGAGGAUGAGGUCGUGCCAUUCUUCACCGCGACGUACACAACAAACGCCCGCGGUUACACACGGCUGCGCUCAUUCACACGACCCGUCACCCACAUGGAUGCGGCACCAACCAUCUUGAAGUGGCUUGGCAUUGCCCCCUACGACGACGCCGACGACGGGGAUGAAACGACGACGAGAGCGCCGGCAGAUCCGGCAGCAGCGGGCUCGCGCGACAACUCCAAGAACACCGGGUCGGGACCUGGUGCGACUGCCAAUAACAAGCAGCUCUUGGACGGCCGGCCUCAAGGCAUCUGCGGCUCUGGACUACGGCCGCGCGACUGUGAGAUCGAGGAGGAGGAGUGA
This is a messenger RNA of Trypanosoma grayi, 1593 nucleotides long. RefSeq lists its product as hypothetical. Lineage: Eukaryota; Euglenozoa; Kinetoplastea; Trypanosomatida; Trypanosomatidae. Bases 1 to 1593 code for a protein of 530 amino acids. The record is from RefSeq and is a predicted model, not a curated record. The transcript has a single exon.